AUGCCCUCCGAUGCCGACUCGCAUCGACCGUCUCUUGCCACGGAGCCGUCUGUUAGCGUCCGCGUCGGCCCCUUGACCGAGAGCGCCAAGGUCAAGGGGGCCAUGCCCAGCUUUGCCACGGCUGGUUCGGCGAGCCUCCGCAUCGGUGGCCGCACCAGGAUGGACUGGCAGGAGAAGUUGAUCUUGAUCAUAGACGAGCAGGCUCGCGCGGCCUUGAAACUAGAAAACGGCGCCAGAUACACCGCGGUCGAAGCCAUCCUGGACAAGACACAUCCAGGCCACCAUGUCGACACCAUCACAGUGAUGCACUUCGGCCCGCCAGCGAGGCUGCUGCUCGCGUCGGAGACCACGAACGGCUUUUGCUUCGGUCAGAGAAAGCGGUCGUGGCAGGAGCACAACGUCACACGCAGAGGCUUGCCAUACGCGGCGGCCUUUGCGUGUACGGACUACAAAGUCCAGGGGCGGACGUUGGAGCGCGUGGUGCUGGAGUUGCGGGGAACGAGGACGACGAACAUUGACGGGUACGGGAUCAUGCUGCUGUCCGAGGCACGGGAACGCGACUUCACGGGCGACACCGUUCCUGAAGACAUGAUUGACGCCGAACGGAGGCUUGAGCGGCUGAGCGAGGAGACUAUCCGAGACGCCGAGGAGGCGGGAUUGGACACGGAUUAG
This is a messenger RNA of Verticillium dahliae VdLs.17, 672 nucleotides long. RefSeq lists its product as uncharacterized. Bases 1 to 672 code for a protein of 223 amino acids. NCBI's taxonomy places the organism in Eukaryota, Fungi, Ascomycota, Sordariomycetes, Glomerellales, Plectosphaerellaceae. The record is from RefSeq and is a predicted model, not a curated record. The transcript is spliced from 7 exons.